Eremothecium sinecaudum is the source of this 1635-nucleotide messenger RNA. RefSeq names its product histidine--tRNA ligase (gene HTS1). Gene Ontology annotation, cellular component: mitochondrion; cytoplasm. The coding region runs from base 1 to 1635 and encodes 544 amino acids. The transcript has a single exon. NCBI's taxonomy places the organism in Eukaryota, Fungi, Ascomycota, Saccharomycetes, Saccharomycetales, Saccharomycetaceae. Gene Ontology annotation, biological process: mitochondrial translation; histidyl-tRNA aminoacylation. The record is from RefSeq and is a predicted model, not a curated record. Gene Ontology annotation, molecular function: ATP binding; histidine-tRNA ligase activity.
AUGCUAAAGUUCCCUAGAGUCGCUAUCAGAACGUUCUUUAGAGCAAUGUCAUCAAAUAAAGAAAUUCCUGUUGUUCCUUCAAGCGCUGAUCAAUCAACUGAUGUUGCUGAUGCUGGUACGAGAAAGAAAGAUGCAUCAAAGAAGUUACAAAUCUCUUUAAAGACCCCAAAAGGUACCAAAGACUGGGCCGAUAAGGAUAUGGUUAUUCGUCAAGCAAUUUUUGAUAAACUAACUCAUCUAUUCAAAUGUCAUGGUGGUGUUACUAUUGAUACACCUGUGUUUGAAUUACGUGAAAUUUUGGCUGGAAAGUAUGGUGAAGAUUCAAAACUAAUUUACGACCUUAAGGAUCAAGGUGGUGAAUUGUGCUCAUUGCGUUAUGAUUUGACUGUUCCCUUUGCACGCUAUGUUGCUAUGAAUAAUAUACAAAACAUUAAGCGUUAUCAUAUUGCUAAGGUUUAUCGUAGAGACCAACCUGCAAUGACCAAAGGCCGUAUGAGAGAGUUUUACCAAUGUGAUUUUGACAUAGCAGGAUCAUAUGAAUCUAUGGUACCAGAUGGAGAAUGUCUUUCACUAUUAGUGGAGGGUUUAACUGGUCUCGGUAUUCGUGAUUUUAAGAUUAAGUUGAACCAUCGUAAAAUUUUGGAUGGUAUAUUUGAAAUUGCAGGUGUGAGUGAAGAAGAUGUCCGGAAAAUCUCCUCAGCAGUUGAUAAGUUGGAUAAGUCUCCAUGGGAAGUGGUUAGACGUGAAAUUACUGAGGAAAAGGGCCAGUCCGAUGUUACUGCUGAUACUAUUGGUGAGUACGUAAAGUUGAGUGGCUCUCUACGUGAGGUUCACGCUAUUUUAUCAGCUGAUGCUGCUAUCCAAGAUAACACCAAGGCUCGCGAGGGUCUUGAGGAAAUGGAAACGUUGGCUAAGUACGUCGAUGCCUUUGAAAUCGGUGAAUAUAUUUCGUUUGACCUUUCACUUGCACGUGGUUUGGAUUAUUACACUGGUUUGAUCUACGAGGCUGUUACUAGCGCAUCGGCUCCUCCAAAGAACGCUGCUGAGUUGAAGUCCAAGGCUAAGAACGCAAAUGAUGCCUCUGAGUAUGUUGGUGUUGGAUCUAUUGCCGCUGGUGGCCGUUACGAUAAUCUAGUGAAUAUGUUUGCAACCGCAUCCGCAAAGAAGGCCGUUUCUAUCCCAUGUGUGGGUAUUUCAUUUGGUGUUGAGCGUAUAUUUUCAUUGAUCAAGCAACGCUCUGAGCAUGUUGCUGCUAUAAGGCCAUCUGCCACCCAAGUGUUUGUCAUGGCUUUCGGUGGUGGUAAAGACUGGUCGGGCUAUUUGCCGGAAAGAAUGAACAUAGCAAAGCAACUAUGGAGCGCAGGUAUUGAGGCUGAAUACGUUUACAAAUCGAAAAUAAAUCCAAGAAAACAAUUUGAAGCUGCUGAAAAAGCCGGGUGUCCGUUGGCUGUUAUUUUAGGCAAAGAAGAGUUUUUGGAGGGUAAGCUACGCGUUAAACGUCUGGGCCCAGCCUUUGCUGAUGAUCAAGGUGAAUUGAUAGAUGCGUCCGAAGUUGUCAAGGUAGUGAAACAAAAAUUAUCCGAAGUUGAUGAAAACGGACUAGAUCAGGUGGCUCGUUUACUCCAAAGUAUUUAA